AUCGCCGCGAAUUACUGUGUCCUGGCGUCAUCAACGUUGUUGUGGCUCGAUAUUUUGCUGACCCUUGGACUCGAGGUUCAGCGCAUGUGGCAGCGGAGGUUCACGGGUGCGACGGUCGUUUUCCUCCUCACGCGGUAUAGCGCCGCUCUAGCGAGGGCGUUCUUCGUCUCAGAGGUGCUCAGCUGGACGGUGAGCAACGCGACAUGUCAUAGGAUCACUCGCGGAGACGAUGUCCUGCUGGUCACGAACUACUUCGCGUUUGCUGCGUUCACGAUUCUAAGAGGCUAUGGGGUCACUUGUUUGGAUUGGAGACCACUCCUGGUCAUCGCUCCUCUUUCCCUCGUGAAGCCAAUUCUCACUAUUUAUGAAAGCACCAGGUACACCGCCGUUCAAGGAGGCUUACCUUACGGAAUGAACGUCGGCGAAUUUGCCAUGACUACUGACGCCUUAUAUUCCGCAGUCAUCGUUGCUUCUGAGACGACCACGAUCGCCGCUGAUCUCAUCGUCAUUGCCCUUACAUGGAGGAAGACCUUCAACGUACAUCGCGACAUGGCUCGCUUAGGGAUCCGCACCACCGUGUCGUCAUUAUUUCUUGUGGACGGUAAGCUGAUGCCGUUUGUUAGCAUUCUUACUCUCAUUCAGGUCGCGACCAUGAUUUCUAACAUCGUAGACUCGGUGCGUCACCACGAAUUAUCCUUCCUCCUUGUUUGGGCGUACUUCGGUGAUGUCCUUGUCGUGAUCUUUCAUUCCCGCUUCAUGCUCGACCUCCGAGGCCUCUACUACCAAGACAGCGACCCCGCGGAUCCGACGACCACGAUUCAAGAGACGACGGUCUCAGCGAUCGUCGGCAACAUGGGCGCCACC
This is a messenger RNA of Epithele typhae, 864 nucleotides long. RefSeq lists its product as uncharacterized. NCBI's taxonomy places the organism in Eukaryota, Fungi, Basidiomycota, Agaricomycetes, Polyporales, Epitheliaceae. The record is from RefSeq and is a predicted model, not a curated record. The annotation marks the transcript as partial. The transcript is spliced from 9 exons.